GUGGAGCUGGUCACCGGGGUGUUGGUGGCAGUGCUGAGGGGCCCCUCAGUGCCCCAUCAUGGUAUCUGCUCUCACCAUACUCUUCCUCGGCUGCUGGCCGGCCCUGUGGAGCGAGGUGUCUGGAAAACUCCCUGCGCCCAGACCCUCCAUCUCUGUCAGCCCCAGCGGGGUGAUCGUCCUGGGGGCAGCCGUCACCAUCCGCUGUCAGUGUCAGUGUGAGGGCAGGAAGUUAUUUCUUUAUAAAGAUGGAAUCCAAAUCAAGGAGCUGGAUGCUGGGGCCAGGGAUGAAUUCACCAUCCCCAGUGCCAGACGUGGAGACGGAGGGUUCUACAGCUGCAGAUCUCACUCCAGCUCGGAGCUGCCCAUGGAUCCCCGUGAUUACGUGCGGAUAGUUGUAGCAGAGCUCAGCUACCCCAAACCCUCCAUCUCCCUGAGCCCCUGCAGGGAAGUCGCCCUGGGGGAAACUGUGAUCAUUCUGUGUGAGUGUCGAUGCCAGAACGUGACGGUCCUCAUGUAUAAACUUGGAAACCCGGACGUACGGCGCUGGGCAGAGACUGCUGGGGGAGUGGCUGAGUUUACCAUCAACAACGUGAGCUGGAGAGACACAGGGAACUACAGCUGCCAAUAUGGCACCAAAUCGGACCCGCCCGUCUGGUCGCAUCCCAGCGACCCCGUGGAGCUGAUGGUAGCAGAGGGAACCGACCCAGCUGGGCCCCAGCAGCCGGAUCACCCCAUGACGGAGCCGGAGGGAGAAGGGGGAACUGACCCAACUCAGCCAGGAACGGCGCUGGCUCCAACCCACCCAGGCAGCACAAGGCCAGGUGGAUCAGAAACACGCGCAGCAUCGGUUCUGACCGGUCCCAUCAUUGCCGGGGUGAGCGCAGCGGCCGCCGGCCUCCUCCUCCUCCUGAGCAUCCUCUGCCACAGAAGCAGCCGAGGAAGGAAAGGACCAGCACUGAGAGAGAGCAGAGAGUCUGAGGCUGCAGCCACAGUCGACACCCUUAUGGGCCAAGGGACGAAGCUGGAUGUUCUGCCCCAGGAGCCCAGCACUGAGGGACUCACCUACGCUGAGCUGGACCUCCAAACGCUGCAGGCCAAACCAGGGGGCCUGGCCCCUGCCCCUGAGCCCAUCCUGUACACUGCGAUCAACAUGAACCAGGGGCCCCAUGGGCAGCACCCACAGGGUGAAGGGGGCACCUUCCUCUCAUCCCCAUAACAUGAACCCGGGGGGGGUCACCCCCAAGGAGAAUGGAUUCCGUGUAUAGUCCCCCAGUAACC
Gopherus evgoodei (Goodes thornscrub tortoise) is the source of this 1278-nucleotide messenger RNA. RefSeq names its product leukocyte immunoglobulin-like receptor subfamily B member 2. The transcript has 11 exons. Lineage: Eukaryota; Metazoa; Chordata; Testudines; Testudinidae. The record is from RefSeq and is a predicted model, not a curated record. The coding region runs from base 59 to 1216 and encodes 385 amino acids.